GUCGCCUCUGAGCUGGAUUACGCAUACGGGUACUAUUGGUUCUCAUCGACGCACGAGGCCUGUAGUUUGAAAGCUGUCUGGGCCCUGCCGAGCUGUACCGUUAGCAACAUCGCGAACAAAGUUCUAAUAUUUGGAAAUAAUUUCAAGGGAUUUUGGAGCCAAUUUUCGCGGCAGGACGUUGGCGACUUUCGGGUAACGUCGAGCACAGGCGGAGCAGCCGUCGGGUUGGAUAUGUUAAACCAUACGUGUCUUUGAAUGGCUUUGUUUUCCUACACAUUGAGUGAGUUGCCUUGAACUCCACGCAAGGAGAAAAGAAAGAUAGCAGGCUAAGUUGCUAGCGGGGAGCUAGCCUGCUAGCGGUGAACUCGCAUGCUAUUCACUUCCUUGUUGGUUACCGGAGUGUGAUGGAAGGCGAGAAGAACUUUGUGAGAAGAAGAUUGAGUUUUAAUUCACGUAGACUUUAACAUUGUCUGAUUAAUGGAGUUCCAAGAUUGUUCGUACAGUUACAUUUUGGAGGAACUUGAUUUUUAAUUUGGAGCUCCUCUGGGCCUGUGCAUUCACUGUGAAAUGGAAUGCGACUGUGUAGGUGAACAGUUAGCCAGUCUCCACUAGCUGGCUAAACCGAUUAGCAUUAGCUAUCGAAUUUGGGAGAUGUCCGCUCUGGAUUACAAUGGCUGAGUAUCGACUGGUUCUUUAACUUAGCACUGUAUUAUUAUUUUAGAGUGACGGUAUCGUCUGGCACCUAGUGUCACCAAAUACCGCGAAGACAAAGUCCUAAAACCCCAACCGUACGAGCUUCUGUUAUGCUAAGGCUGUCUAAUUGUGGAUUUACUGUAACGUCAGCUAAGUAGCCUGUUACACAGCUAGCCCAAUGUGUUGUUAUACGACACAACAAGGGACAUAGUGUAGGCAAACCGCUUUAUAUUGUUUUUUUUGUUUGUUUUUUUUUAAGUUGGCAAUAGCCUUUAUUUUGGAGGAUAAUGCCCAAUUCGGAGGUGCUUCGCGACGGUCGGGGUCGUAGCCCCUCACCACCGAGAAAUGCUAACAGGCUGGACAGGCGUAGCAAGCCUGGAAGCGGCGCCGCUCAGCGAGACAGACACCGGGAGAAGAGGCGGUCAUCGGCUUCGAGGAGAAAAAAACGCAGGCAACCCAAGGAUAGAGACUUGUGCCAUGCCGGUACGACAGAAGACCCCGACAACGACCGAAAAAACGCUUUUGAAAAAGAGCUCGAACUUCGGACUUUAGUGGAGUAUGACGACGUGAGCUCUCAGUCGGAGCGUUUUUCGGGGAGCCCCUCGCCUAAACUUGAGCCCCAUGUUGACAGUCUGUCCGCGGAUCGCCUCAGCGACGUUGACUUUGGGGACUAUAAUGGACCAGCAUCCCCAGGCAGAGGUCGCUUGAGAACCCGGGAACCUGUAUGCCCCAGUAAAGACGAACAAACAAGGGCACCGUCCAAGAAGAACAAGCAAGUUAAGGAGCUGACGAGGAAAAAAGAUCGCCAGAGUCGCGAGAGAGACUCCUCAAAAGUCAGGAGCGGGGGCAGCCUAAGUGGCUCUAAAAAUCCCAGAGACACUACUAGGAGCAGUGAUAGAAAUGGCAAAAAGACAUCUACAUCCCAGCCAUCCCAACCUGCAGAUAAAAGGGAUUCAAAAAGGCAUAGAAGCAAAACAAGGCCCGAUAAAGAACCCCCAUCUGCAUACAGAGAUGCUCCUCAGUCUUAUAGAGAUGACCGUGAAGACCUCAGGGCAUACAGGAGAAGUCCUGGUUUUAAAGCAGACAGUCCCUAUGGGACAGCAUAUUCCUAUAGCUACCAGUCUCCUGGUUACAACCAGCUGAUAUCUAGAAGAAGUCCAACUUAUGGGAGUAAAAGACUUUCUCCCAGUUCCACAUACUACAGCCGGGACUCAGACGUGUAUGGCUCAUAUAGUGCGCCAAAGUCACCAAGUUCAUACUCCAGUAAUAAGAGGAAGCGAUCCCCUGCGAGCCCAGCAAACUGGCGGCGGUCACCAAGCUAUGGCCGACACAGUCCGUACGAGCAAGGCGAGUUUGUCUCAAGUCCUUAUGGGAACCGCAGAAGAUCACGAAGUCCUUACAGGAAGUCCCUGAGCCCAAGUCCAGAUGUCAGACGAUCUGCACGCUCACGCAGCAGGAGUCCAUAUUCAUCCACGAGGCACUCGCGUUCCCACAGCCGCCAUCGCCACUCUCGCUCCCGCAGCCGCCCCUCCAGCCUUUCCCCCAGCACGCUAACGUUCAAAACCAGUCUGGCCGCUGAGCUCAGUAAGCAGAAGAAAGUGAAAGCCGCGGAAGCAGCCGCCAAGGCAAAGAACUCCAGCAACCCUUCCACUCCGACCAAGGGGCCCUCGUCUGCUCAUCAGCCCAGCCCCAAAACAAAUCACACGGCGAGGAAGGGCCGCCCUCCUUCUCCGCCUCCGCCAGAGAAGGGACCCAGGACUCCACCCAUGUGUCAGCCUCAGUCCCCCACUGAUAAGUCGGCUAAGAGGACCACCGAGCACGAGGCCAGCAGGGACAAUGAUGGAAAAGCCAGAGAAGACUCCAUACAACGGGAUAAGAAGAAAGCACCAGCAUCUGGACAGAGCAAAGAUAAGGAAAAGGCCAGUGGUCCGGUUCUGUCCACUCUGCCACCGCUACCACUGCCCCAAACAGUUGUUGAGCACACGGAUAAAGCAGAAAGCUUGAAGGACAGCGCACUCUCAGGAAAGAAGAAGUUGGAGAAGAAGGCUCGGCAGCUUCUGAGCGACUUGCCUCUGCCCCCGGAGCUCCCGGGUGCCUCGUCUUCUCCACACAGCCCUCCCGAGGACAAAAAGUCCCAGAGCCUUCGCCGAAGACCCAAAAUUUGUGGUCCAAGGUAUGGGGAGAUUAAAGAAAUUGAGAUAGAUUGGGGAAAACGCUGUGUGGACAAGUUUGAGAUAAUUGGCAUCACAGGAGAAGGUACCUAUGGUCAAGUGUACAAGGCAAAAGACAAGGACACCGCUGAAAUGGUGGCUUUAAAGAAGGUGCGCCUGGACAAUGAAAAGGAGGGCUUCCCAAUCACAGCCAUCAGAGAGAUUAAAAUUUUGCGACAGCUCAACCACAAGAGCAUCAUAAACAUGAAGGAGAUUGUCACAGACAAGGAGGAUGCUCUGGAUUUCAAAAACGAUAAAGGUGCUUUCUAUCUGGUGUUUGAAUACAUGGAUCAUGAUCUGAUGGGUCUGCUGGAGUCGGGUUUGGUUCACUUCAAUGAGAACCAUAUAAAGUCUUUCAUGCGACAGUUGCUCGAGGGCCUGGAUUACUGCCACAAAAAGAACUUCCUGCACAGAGACAUCAAGUGCUCCAAUAUUCUGCUCAAUAACAAAGGUCAAAUAAAGCUUGCAGACUUUGGUCUCGCUCGGCUGUAUAACUCCGAAGAGAGCCGACCGUACACAAAUAAAGUGAUCACACUAUGGUAUCGUCCCCCUGAGUUGCUCCUGGGAGAAGAGAGGUACACCCCAGCUAUCGAUGUGUGGAGCUGUGGAUGCAUUCUUGGAGAACUUUUCACAAAGAAACCCAUAUUUCAAGCUAACCAGGAGCUUGCCCAGUUAGAGCUCAUCAGUCGAAUAUGUGGCAGCCCCUGUCCUGCUGUGUGGCCAGAUGUGAUAAAGCUUCCCUUCUUCAACACCAUGAAACCAAAGAAGCAAUACCGGAGACGAUUAAGGGAGGAAUUUGCUUUCAUCCCACUGUCUGCCCUUGACCUCUUUGACCACAUGCUGAACUUGGACCCCAGCAAACGCUGCGCAGCGGAACAAGCACUGAGCAGCGAGUUUCUAAAAGAUGUGGAUCCAGACAAGAUGCCUCCGCCAGAUCUCCCCCUGUGGCAGGACUGCCACGAGCUGUGGAGCAAGAAACGCCGGCGACAGAAACAGAUGCCAGACGAACUGGGGGCCCCCAAGGCGCCCCGCAAAGAGCUCGGCCUUGACGACAGCCGUAGUAACACUCCACAGGGCCUCUCUGCCGCCGGAGGAAUCAAAGCACAGAACGCAGUAGCCUCUGCACUGCUCGAUGGAAAGGGUCCAAACUCCCAGUUCACCCAGGAGCAGCUGGCCGUCCUCCUGAACUUCUUUGGUCAGCCCAAGAGUGCCGUGAGCACCACUCAGUUUGUCCAGUCCAUGAGCACAAAGGUCAACCAAGAGACAUUACAGCAGCUCGCUAAAGCCCUGGCUCCGCCUGACCAAGCGGAGCCGCCCCCUCAGCCUCCGCCUGCCAAGCCUCCGCAGCCCGCCGCCCCGGCCGGAGUACCCCGCACACCCCCGAUGCCCAAGCCCCCCUCCCCCCCCACGUCCGCGCCGACGAGUAUUACGGAGGGAGACGCCGCGGCCGCCACGCAGACGGCCAUGACCAUGCUGCUGGCUCAGCUGCUGCAGGCCCAACAGCCACAGAGACAGGAGCCGAGUGAUGCUGGAGAGGGACCAGAGGGCGCCAACCCCCCGGAGGCAGGGGCCGCCCCGACCGCACCGCCUCCCCCCCCUGAGGUCAAACAGCCCCCAGAGCCCAGCCCCGUUUCUCCAGUGUCUGAGGUGGGUGGAGUGUCCAUUCUACCCCCUGACCAGAGGCCCCCUGAACCCCCAGAGCCGCCCCCGCACGCUGACCUGGACUACCGGCAGCCUCCCCCGCCUGAGCCCAGCACAGGCCCCGCCCCCCCCAUAGCCGCUGCAAGCGGGGGCGACGGAGGGAGGCCCCCGGAGCCGGACUACCCACCUCUCCCCUCCGCCGAGGGUUCAGGAUACGGAGGUGAAUACAGCCAUCCACCGCCUCCCCCCUUUACCCCUGCAGGGUUUGGGGAGAGCUACAUGGGCCACAUGCUAGGGGGGGGCCUGCCCCCUCACGCUCUGAGAGAUGUGUUCGGCGGGCCCGGUCAAGCCGGCAGGUCCUCCAGCGGCCCGGGAGUCCUGCCACCGACCCACCCGGACCCGUACCCCCCCGGAGCAGCCGCCGCCAGAGCCAGCAGCAUAAUGUUCACCGGGGACAAGGACCACCGAUUCGAGUACAAUCACAGCCCCUUACCCGUGGACGGACCGCACAAUCCCGCUGCUCUGCACAUGUACAACCACAGUGUGGCCAGGAAGGAUGGCCCACCUCCACCCAUACCGCCACCAGGACAGCCUUGGGGCUCCCCGGCCCAGGUGGGCGCUCCGCCUCUCCCCCACGGCUUUGUUCCACAUGUGAAUUCUACCACAAUCAGAGGACGAGGCCUGCCUUUCUGAAAAAACUGGAAAUGUAAAAUGCAACAAACCACAAAGGGCCAGCGGACUCUGUUUUGAACCUGAAGCCUCUUUAGGCCAGGGCAGACGCACACAGAGUGUAAAUCACUUCAGUUGUCUGUUCCCUCUGUCUGGAAUAAGUUGUUGAAGGACAGUUGAAUAACCCCAGAGGAGCUUUUCUUGCUCAUACCAUUUUCGUAUUUUUUUGUAAUCUAUUCUGCCGACUUAAAUUAAACUUUUCUCCUAUAUUUUUUUUUUCUUUGGUUGUACAUUAUCAAGCCCGGUAAAUUUUAAAUCUCUACCUUAGCCUUUCUGCAAUGCUCCAGGGCAGAGUAGUAUUAAUGUUUUUGCACUACUGAUAUAAGUAGGCAGGAACCCUUUUGGCUGUGAAAGGAAAUGGAUGUGCUAUAACCUGCACAAUUCCGAAUACGACUUGUAAUGUUCUGUUUGUCGAGGCCAAGAAUAUAUUCAGACACCGAUGGCUCUAUCGAUUGGACUGAUGGACGAGGCAUCAGCACAGGGAGCUAUUUGAAUAAAAGAACUCAUAGCACUUGUACGACUGCAACGAAUCCCGUCUUAUAUCAUGGAGAAAAAGGCUGUUUUCACUUUGAAUUCACAUGCCUCGUUUUGGCAGUAGGCGUUGGUAAAAUCAUAAGCAAAAAAAAAAAAAACGUAACCCGAGUGCAGAAAGGAAACGUGUCUUUUUUUGUACUAAGAUGAUUUGUCCCGUUCCCUCCUUCUUUGGCAAAUGUUUAUUAAAGAAAUGCAAACAGCU
Messenger RNA from Menidia menidia (Atlantic silverside), 6009 nucleotides. The record is from the annotation of a GenBank genome assembly. NCBI's taxonomy places the organism in Eukaryota, Metazoa, Chordata, Actinopteri, Atheriniformes, Atherinopsidae.